CACAUAAUCACUUUUCACAAAACCCAAAAACCAAACAUACAGAAAACAACAAAAACAAAAUGGGAAGUCUUUCAUACGAAUCAAUGUCAUCAAUUUCCUCAAGAAUCUUUCAAGAAGAACAAUACCCAGAUCUUGAAUUCUCAAACCAAACAUCAAAUGAACAAGAAAACCGAUCUGGGUAUUUCAAGAACCAAGAUUCUUGGUCAAAAAAUUCAUUAAAAAAGAAGAAAAAUCAAGUCUUUCUUGAAGGGUAUGUUGAAGAUGAUCUUUUGAGGUCUAAAAGCUUAACAGACGAAGAUCUUGAUGAAUUAAAAGGCUGUUUUGAUUUAGGAUUUGGGUUUAGUUAUGAUGAAAUCCCUGAGCUUUGUAAUACUUUGCCUGCCCUUGAAUUGUGUUAUUCCAUGAGCCAAAAGUUUCUUGAUGACCAACAUAAGUCGCCGGAAACUUCUUCGCCGGCGCCGGAGGUGGUUAGUGAGACGGCGUCGCCGCCCUCAGCUCCUAUUGCUAAUUGGAAGAUCUCUAGUCCUGGUGAUCAUCCUGAGGAAGUGAAAGCAAGGCUAAAGUAUUGGGCACAAGCAGUAGCUUGUACAGUUAGAUUAUGCAAUUAACAAAUGUGUUCAUAUAUAAUGCACCUAUAUUUGAGGCGUAAUUUCGCCAAUGUUGGAGGAGAUAUGUUGGUGGAAAUCAAGGGAGGAAAGGUGAUUGUGAAUUUUGGCUUAAUGAUAGUUUUGAAUUCUUGAUCUGGAGAUGGAUAAUCGACUCGAUUUUCAUCGAUGAGGGGUUGCGAAUUUUUAAAGACAGAAUGAGGGUGAACAACAUUUGAUCUGAUUCUGGUUCUGAUUCUCUAAUGAGUUUUGACAAAGCAAAAUUGAUAGUUUGUAUCAUCAUGGUGAUUUCAUUUGUAUGUAGUUUAAUAAAUAAAUAAAAUUCAUAUAUCUUCUUGAUC
Molecule: messenger RNA, 946 nt
Organism: Erigeron canadensis
Lineage: Eukaryota; Viridiplantae; Streptophyta; Magnoliopsida; Asterales; Asteraceae
Exons: 2
Coding region: 60-608 (182 amino acids)
Source: RefSeq, a predicted model, not a curated record